Molecule: messenger RNA, 1806 nt
Organism: Rotaria sp. Silwood2
Lineage: Eukaryota; Metazoa; Rotifera; Eurotatoria; Philodinida; Philodinidae
Source: the annotation of a GenBank genome assembly
AUGAAUGAAUUGUCUAAUGAAUCAAAUUCAACUGUUGAACCAACAUCACCGUCACCACCACCACCACCACCACCGCCAACAACAACAACAUUAUCACCGGAUGAACUUCGUCGUCGUCGUCUGGAAAAAUUUUCUUCUGGAUCAACAUCAAAAUCUCAAACUUUGACUAGUUCUAAUGAUGUUAAUGAUAAACAAGUAUCAACACAAUUAUCUAAUGAACUUGCUACAUGUCAAAUUGAUUCUGAACAAACCAAUUUAAUUGAUGAUACACAUAUGGAUAUUGGAGAAUUACCUACAACAGAACUAAUAGCAGCUAGUGGCGAACAAAGAUUAUUAAAAAGUCAACAUUCAACCGGUGAUAAACGUUCGUAUGAUAUUAAUUCGAAUAAUACAACUAAAGAGAUAAUACAAGAUAAUCAAGUUUAUGACGAUGGAAAUAGAAAUGGAACGAUAAAAAAAAGAAAAUCUGAAAAUUUAUUAAAUAAAGAACCCGAAGAACCAAUUAUUCGACGUAUUAUUCGUUUAAUAAUGAAUAUUACUGAUCAAAAUCAAUUAUUUUUUAAUGAUUUGAUUGAAAUAUCUCUUCAACGUCGAUCAAAAUCAAUUUUAUCCGAUAUAUUUCUUCGAUGUCUCACAUCAACACAAUCUGAUUUAAUCAAAUCUUUAAUUCGUAAUGAUUCAAAUUACUCAGAUCAAUAUGAUAUUUAUCUUUGGUAUUUUUUAAAUGUUUAUACUCGCUGUGAUUAUAAAAGCUCAUUGCAAGAAGAACGUGAUCUUACUGAACAUUGUCGAUUAUUAUCUGUUCGAUAUACUCUUAUUUAUAUAACAAAUAAUGGAAUAUUUCUUGAUUCUUGGAAUAAAACACUCAAAUUACUUGAUAUUUUAUUAAUUGAUACAUGUCCCGAAUCUUUACGUACAUCUUUUUUACAUGACAUUGUUAAAAUAUCAUACAAUCAGGAACCAAAAAUGAAGGUUUGUGAAAUACUUGUACGUACAAUUCUUUAUCGUCUUCGUCAAACAUGUUCACAAGCAAAUAUAUAUAUAAAUCUUUUAUCAUUACUUUUAAAUUUAUGUGAAUGUCGAAAUGGAAAUGAUAGACCUGUAUGUACAUAUCUUGUGACAUUAAAUGAUUGGUUACCACAAGUAGCAUUACAUGAUGGAAAAAGUUUACAGCGAAUGACACUUUUAUCACCGAUUUUUUAUAUAUCAUGUUUUGCUGAAGAUGAUAUUGAUUUACUUGUCAGUCAACUUGAAAAAAUCAAUGAACAAGAACAAGAUGAUGAUGAUAAUAGUCAAGAUUUUUCUGAAUAUAAAGAAAAACAAAUUCGUUCAACAAUACAAAGUCAAUUAUAUACAGCACGUAAAUUAAUGCAUAAAAUAGUACUUGCUUUUUUUUCUAAUAUAUCAUCACGUAAUGCAAUGUUGGAUUAUUUACAAAAAUUUAUUCAAUUAAAUAUUAAACGUACUCAUCUUACUGUUGACGAAAGUCAAGUUACUGGUGAUGGUUUUAUGCUUAAUCUUACGUUUGUUCUUCAACAACUUGCUUUACCAAUUGAUGUAGAACGAGUUGAUUUAUAUUAUCCAUACUAUGCAGAUGAUCGUUUAUCAAUACCUAAAGAUCAAUCUCGAUUAUAUUCAACUCAAGAUGAAUUUAAGACAUAUCAAGAAAAUAUCCAAAAACCUCAUGAAAUACGAUUUCCAACUGAAUGUGUUUAUCUUACAUUACAUAUUAGUCAUUUGGGUCUUGUUUCAACUGCUAAAAAACCACAACGACGAAAUAAUAUUAUUCGUGAAUUGAAUAGGUAA